AUGAAUUGGUUCUUCGACUGGGAUGGAACAAUGACCACAGCAGACACCCUUUCGGUUGUUGCGUCGAUCGGUUACAACAAGCAUAGAGACCAGAAACUGCCCCCAUGGUCGUAUUUCACAAAUGCAUACCUUUCAGAUUACAAGGCCCACAAAGCAAUGCAUGAAUCGAAACCGGGGUCUAGCAACUCUAUCGAGGAGUUUCUGGAGUGGCAGGAGAACCUUGUUGAGGUCGAACGGGCAAGCGUCGAGCGGGUUGAGCGGGCAGGCAUAUUUGCAAACGUUACUAUCACUGACAUCGACAAUGCUGCCAGAGAAGCGGUACAAAGUCGAAGCGUACUGUUGAGGCCCGGGCUGGUGUCUCUAAUCGAAAAAAUUCAAGAACGAGGCGGUUCGACGACAAUCGUUAGCAUUAAUUGGAGUGCUAGAUUCAUAUAUUCGUGUCUGGGGAGUGCUCGAGAACCUCGAACCCAGGCACAACCUCACAAGGUCAAUAUUAGAGCGAAUGAAAUCGGAAGUGGAUCAAGCGCAAAGUUGACACGGACAUCUGCAGUCGAAGACCGAGGUAUCUGGACCGCUCGUGACAAGGAGAGAAUGAUGCUGGCCGAGCUGGAGGCCGAACCACAGCAGCGAAAUUCUGUCUAUAUUGGAGACAGCCCAAACGAUCUGUCGUGUUUGCUUCUGGCCAAUGUGGGUAUUUGUAUCCGAGACAACGAGUUGAACAAUGAACAAAGCAGCCUGCGGGAACUUCUCCACCGCUUCAAUAUUGCUUGUCAGCACAUCGGAAAGUACUCGCAUAGAAGGUCCACAGAUUACAAGUCAUUCAAACGGCUCUGGUGGGCCAAAGAUUUCAAUGAGAUCCGUGAAAGUGCUCUAUUCGAACACGAGCAUAUGAGCUUGGAAUAG
Messenger RNA from Endocarpon pusillum Z07020, 903 nucleotides. RefSeq lists its product as uncharacterized. The transcript has a single exon. Lineage: Eukaryota; Fungi; Ascomycota; Eurotiomycetes; Verrucariales; Verrucariaceae. The record is from RefSeq and is a predicted model, not a curated record. The coding region runs from base 1 to 903 and encodes 300 amino acids.